GAGGUGAGGUGUGUCAGACGGGGAGGCGACGAACACACGAACCAGAAGCUGACAUCUCAGACUUGAUAAGAAAGCAUGUAGGUAUAAGCUCGGCAGCGGAGGGAAUAUUCAAUUCACCUUUUUUCUAUCCCCUUCUGAGACAUGUGGCUCUGGAUUUUCUUCCCUUUGGCCCUCUCGCUGACAUCCUUCAUCGGAACGUGGGCUGUAUAUGGCUUAGCCUACUCCAACCGACAUGUGUGCUCGCUCACGGACUGGUGGGGGGGGAACUUCUGCACUGUCAAUCACACUACUAACUGCUGUAAAGUGCCCACCAUAAGCACAAGUGGAGCCUACGCCCCGGAGAAUUCCCUUUUCACAGCGACCAUCAACGCCGGCUCCUUUCUGUUUUUGCUCUUCUGCAUAUUCCACCAUGCCCACAUCAUGGAAAGAAAUGCGCGCCAAGCCACCAUAAGCAGGUUUGCACUGGCGUUUGGCGUGGUGGCCUCCAUGGGAUCAUUUGCAGCCGGAAACUGUAACCCUGGGUACCUGACCCUGCUGCACCAUGCGGGGGCAGGGGUGAGCUUCAUGUGCAUCUGCUGCUACACGGUCCUGCUCACCGCACUGACUGGUAGAUGUCUGCUGACGGGAUACGAGAAAUUACUCUACCCGUUGCGCAUCGUGUUCACGAUGCUACAGAUCAUCUUGACUAUCUGCUACACUUUCUGCUUCGCCCACCAUGACUACUACUACGUGCACCUGUCGGCUGUUUUUGAGUGGAUCCUAAGCACCAACCUGGAGCUUUUCGAGCUCAGUUACAUCGUGGAAUUCUAUUUCUUCUCCACCUACAUGCUGUCCAAUCUGUACAGCCAACGCGAGGAGGAGAGACCCUUCAUGUUGAUCUGACUGAUGUACAAUUAUAACCACAAGGAGGCCGCACGGGUCCAGCCCGAAAACUGGUAGCCGGAACUUUGACUGUAUGAGAAUUUUCUCAUGGCUGACUAUUGAUGUCCAUGUUCAUUCAUGUCUAAACUCGCACUGUGAAGAUGACUCAUUUCGUAUUGAUGCCUUUAAUCCCUCGGAUGUCAAAAACAGAAAAAAACAAAACAAACCGAAAGCCCCAGGUUGCUAGGAUGUUGCAAACACCAUCCUUAGUGGAUGUCGUCAUCCUGCUCGUCAAGGUGUGGACAAAAAUCUGGAUGACAUCAAUGUGCUGAAACCAAACGCCCACUGUAUUGUGAGUGACAGGAUUUUUUUUUAUGUAAAGCAUGAGUCAUUCAAUACUAAGUGUACAGUGUGUGACAUCUUGGGAGUGACCCGUUACUCCUUUUUCAAGAUUCCAGUUGUUAACGGGCCGGUUUUGCAUUUUGGCUGGCGAGCAAACAUUUUAGGUAGAAUUGACAAUGAGUGAGGUUUGGCAAGAAUUCAGAAAAACAUCUUCAAGUCGUUUACUGCCACUCCCAGCUGUAUGCUAGCACAAUGCAAAACACCAUAGACAGGCUAAUGAAGCUAGCAUUAAAUGUUGGGUUGUUAGAGCUCUUUCAGCAACUGAUAUUGGACCAUAUAGAGUGCAGACAGAUAUAACAAUACUCACAGGCAUGAAGACACUUAGAACAACCUCUAUUGAAUUGAAGCAAAAUACGUUUGGAUUCAUUAACUUUCUAUUUCGUGCUGGAGUCUAUCUCAGCAGUCUUCGGGCGGUUAGGAAGAUACAGUACUGUAUACCCUGAACUGAAUUGGGCGCCAGCCAAUCGCAGGACACACAAAGGCGAAUAACAAUUCACUCAAAAUCACACCUCAGGACAAUUUAGAGCAAGGGUGCCCAACCUUUUUUGAACAAAGAUCAAUUUUACAAUCAAUCAACCUCCCGCGAUCGCGCAUACGCACGCAUGCUACGAUGAGUAAUAACCAUCAUAAAAGUUUGUGAAAAGCAAAUCACGACGUACCUUAGUAGAGACCUGUCGCGAAGGCAUGGGACAGCGUAUUCACGAUCGUAGCUCACGUGUACCGUUUUAAAAUGCUUCUCCGGGCACUCCAGAUUCCCAUUAUCUACCCGCGCCCUCAGUAAAUUGUAAAUGAAACACACUCUGAAUGAGAAUAAUAAUAUCAAUAACAGACGCAACAGCACUGAUCGAUAGCUGCACUUCCCAGACUGCUAACAGCUAACAACUUCCGGUGAUGCAGGUCACGCAGCACCGGUGCUUAAAAGUGACCUGCUUUUUUAAAAUUUCUUUUUAAAAUACUUUUAUGAAUGUGAGACUGAUAGGAUGCUGUUUACUAACACAAAAAUAUAUCAUAUUAAUAACACGUGUGCGUGUUAUUAACAGACAAAUGUUUUGGAUAGCCUCCCCCUCCCCCGCCAAUAUUUGAAUUGCAAGCGUGUUCAUUGAACUCUACAAACAUGUAACUCAUGUCACUUUAAAUACAAGAAGCACUGAACAACUUCAUCAAAUAUGUGCUGCUUAUCGAAACUGAACGUCUGGGCGUCCUGACAAAACUAACUGCAGCUCUGCCUACCUUUUGGUUUUAGUAUACAGCUUUCCAUAGGUGAUAGAUGACAUUUCAGACCGAGUAGUCUGGUCUCAUUUGAAAUUGUUAGGUGUGGGUCAACUACAUUUUCCAGACACGCCCAAAUGUGAUUAAACCAGUGAAUGUGAUAGCACUUUUGAGAUGCCUGCUGGUACUAUAAAGACAACAUAGGACA
Messenger RNA from Hippocampus zosterae (dwarf seahorse), 2680 nucleotides. RefSeq lists its product as uncharacterized. The record is from RefSeq and is a predicted model, not a curated record. The transcript is spliced from 7 exons. Bases 142 to 882 code for a protein of 246 amino acids. NCBI's taxonomy places the organism in Eukaryota, Metazoa, Chordata, Actinopteri, Syngnathiformes, Syngnathidae. Gene Ontology annotation, biological process: protein localization to plasma membrane.